Nicotiana tabacum (common tobacco) is the source of this 3115-nucleotide messenger RNA. The record is from RefSeq and is a predicted model, not a curated record. Lineage: Eukaryota; Viridiplantae; Streptophyta; Magnoliopsida; Solanales; Solanaceae.
UAUGGAUUGAAUCUAAGGUCUGAUGCAUCUUAUGAAGAUGAUUUAGCUGCGCAUAAGAAUACAAGCCGGGGUGAUUACCAAACUAAGGAACAGUGUGCUGACGUUUUUCAGUAUAUACUUCCCUAUGCAAAAGCUUCUUCUAAAACGGGGCUCAUUAAACUCCGAAGAGUCCUUAGAGCUAUACGAAAGCACUUUCCACAACCACCAGAUGAUGUUUUAGCUGGAAAUGCAAUAGACAAGUUCUUAGAUGGUCCUGAAAUGUAUGAAGACAAACUCUCUGAGGAAGCAGGAUCCAGUGGCUUUUUGGAAUCCAUGACAAAGAUAUUAUUAUCAGAUCCCGGAAGCCUCAAACAACAGAAAGCAUCAUCAAAAGGAAGUUCUGAGCCAUACCUGGAAGUUUAUAGCAACUUGUAUUAUCUUCUUGCUCAGUCCGAAGAAAUGAAUGCAACUGAUAAAUGGGCUGGCUUUGUUCUGACAAAAGAAGGGGAGGAAUUUGUGCAGCAAAAUGCAAAUCUCAUCAAAUAUGAUUUAAUUUACAAUCUCCUACGCUUGGAGAGUUGGCAGAAACUUGCAAAUAUAUAUGAUGAGGAGGUAGACUUGCUGCUAAAUGAUGGAAGCAAGCAAAUAAAUGUUCUGGUAUGGAGGAAAAAUGCUGUUUUAUCUGAGAGAGUUGAGGCAAGUCGCAGAAGGAGCAGACGAUGUUUGUUGAUGACUUUAGCUUUAGCCAAAACAGCAGAUCAACAGGCUGAGAUACAUGAGUUAUUGGCAUUAGUAUAUUAUGAUGGUCUUCAGAAUGUAGUACCAAUCUAUGAUCAAAGAUCUGUUUUGCCGUCCAAAGAUUCAGCAUGGAUGAUGUUCUGUCAAAACUCAAUGAGACACUUUCAGAAGGCCUUUGCACACAAGGAGGAUUGGUCGCAUGCAUUCUAUCUGGGAAAACUCUCCGAGAAGCUUGGAUACUCACAUGAGAUGUCAUUUUCAUUCUAUGCUAAAGCUAUUGCUUUGAAUCCAUCUGCUGCAGAUUCUUUCUAUAGGAUGCAUGCUUCACGGUUGAAGUUACUUUGCACAUGUAGGAAACAAGAUGAGGAGGCCUUGAAGGUUGUUGCUGCGCACUGUUUCAAUGAAUCGACUCAGGAUACUGUGAUGGAUAUCCUCAGUAAGGUUUGCCCAUCAAUUUCAGAAUCAACGUGCUCCGAGGAUAGAACUCCCGAUGCUUACUUUGUAAAUGAUGUAAAAGGGGAUUCACAUUUUGAAGGGGUGUGGCAGAUGCUUUACAAUGAUUGUCUUUCUGCCCUUGAAAUAUGUGUGGAAGGGGACCUGAAACAUUUUCAUAAGGCUAGAUAUAUGCUUGCUCAAGGCCUAUAUCGAAGAGGUGGGAAGAUGGAUCUAGGGAAGGCAAAGGAGGAACUUUCUUUCUGCUUUAAGUCGGCUCGUUCUUCAUUCACAAUAAACAUGUGGGAGAUUGACAGUAUGGUUAAAAAGGGAAGGCGCAGAACCCAAGGUUGCUCAGGGAACAGGAGAGCCCUAGAAGUUAACUUGGCAGAAAGUUCUCGGAAGUUCAUUACUUGCAUCCGCAAGUACAUAUUAUUCUAUUUAAAACUGCUGGAGGAGACAGGAGACAUAUGUACCCUUGAUCGGGCUUAUUUCUGUCUUAGGACAGAUAAGAGGUUCUCCUUAUGCCUUGAAGAUCUCAUUCCAGUUGCUCUUGGACGAUACUUAAAGGCAUUAAUUUCAUCUAUACAUCAAACUGACCAUAUGUCUUGUGCUGCUAGCAACUCUAGUGAGCAUCAUCUGGAGAAAAUGUUCUCUCUGUUCAUGGAACAGGUAGCCAUGUGGUCUGAUAUUUGUGGCUUACCAGAAAUAAAGAGCUCAGAGUUGACGGAGAGCUGUUUAUUUGGAUAUCUUUAUCGAUAUAUCCAGUCUUUAGAGCAAAAUAUCAAAGUUGAAGCGCUUGAAGGAAUAAAUGAGAAGAUACGCAAGCGUUUGAAGAACCCAAAGCUGUCGAAUAGUAACUGCGCAAAAGUUCAUAAGCAUGUUUCUGCUGCUUGGUGUCGGUCACUUGUUAUUAGCAUGGCCUUAAUAACACCUUUGCAUUCAAGACUCUCUAGUGAAGUGCAAGUUCCAAAUUCGCCAGCUAAUGGAUUAGAGAAUUCACAACUGCUUUGUGUUGAUCUCCAACUGGAUGAACUAUGGAGUUCAUCUUUUGAGGACAUGAAUCAUUUGAAGGAUCUUGAGAGGAAGUGGAACCCUUCAUUGUCUAAGAUAAAAAAUGUAAUAGUAAAGAGAGUUGCAGAUGAAGAUAUGGAAACUGCUUCUAUGUUGCUUAGGUGUUGCUAUAAUUUUUAUAAGGACACUUUUUGUGCAUUGCUCCCAUCAGGUGUAAACCUUUAUAUGGUGCCAUCUCAAUUUGCUACGGAAACAUAUAUCCAACCUGGGAUAGAUGCAGUUGACAUACUCGAUAUGAACACUUCACGGAAGCUACUUUUGUGGGCCUACACACUUCUGCAUGGCCAUUGCACAAAUGUCUCAGCUGCUAUUAAGUAUUGUGAAGAAAAUUCCAAGUCAAGGAUAAAAAAAGGAACUGGAAGCUCGUUGCCUUCAAGUGCAAAUGCAUCUCCUGCCACAGCUUCCAAUAUAGGUGGAGGAAAAGAUGGAACGAGUAAAAGCUCUGAACCAGAUGUUUCCCUAUUAUCAAAUUCGGGCAAUGCACCAUCUUCUGAAACCGAUGGAUCACAAAAGGUUAAACCUCCCAGUUUGCCAGAAACUGAGAAGGCAAGUGGUGCCUCUUUAUCCCAAACGGGGGGCACAAUGAAUGCAUUAUCGACAUCUCUACCUGAAGGAGAGAGUGGUUUCAACAUGACAUCCAUAUCUUUGUCUGAAUCUGUAAGCACUACUUGUCCAAAAGCUGUAUCUGCUGAUCAGGGCCAGAAGGUUUUAUCGGCUGCUCCGCAUUUACAUCAAAACAAUCCUGUUGCUGAGAGCAAGAAAUUGAAUAUGCAGAAUGAUGCGAAACCUGAAAACAUUUGAUGUUGUACAACCUGUUCUAAUCAAUCUGUUCUGCAAUUUUGCGUCGUGACUGGUCUAUUAUUGUAUGUAAGCAGUUCCUUCUUUUCUUGAA